UAUGACAGCGAACAUCCAAAUAUUAACGACAUGUAUUACACGUCAUAUAUUUUACGACCAAAAUGUGAAAAAAUUUUAAACAAUUCUUAAUUCUAUUAUCAUCACAUCGGUUGCAUUUCGAAAUCGAUGCAUCUAAUACGUAAUGUUUCUUUGUACUUGUUUUCUCAGGUAUCCUUGCAAUCAGGUAUUUGUCAGAGUUAUGGUGACGAGUCGAUGGAGAUAUCUGGUGAUGAGGCUGGUGUGAGUGUCGACGUAAAGAGUCGACGUGCACACGAACAUUCACGGUCCAAAUUAAGUGUCCUACCAAACGGCACGAUGAUGUCGCAAGUGGAAUCGUUCGAAGUGAAGGACCCACGAACCGGUGGGACUUAUUUUACUACUGAUUUUCCCAACUUCGGCCUACCAAGCGGGGUCGAGAAGAUUGAUGUCAAAAUCGCGGAGACUCAUCGAAUUACAUCACCGGUUAACGAAAGCCUGACAAUUAGCUCCGACAAUCAAAUCUCUUUACACGGUGCAGAAGGUGUGCGGAUGGAGAGCAAGGACAUCGUUUGGAGCGCUGAUGUGGACAUUUUUCUUAAGAGCGUCAAUGGUAGCAUUAUACUAGACGCUAAAGAUGGCAUUUCUAUAGACGUGGAAAAUAUUCCUGUGGCGCCUAUGUUCCUGCAGAAUCCUGCCACAAGUCACGAGCAAUAUAAAGUCUGCGUAUGCAUGCCGCAAGGAAAACUUUUCAAGAUACCCGUCCGGCCAGGCUUCAACAACGUACUGCACAUUACUGCCAAGGAAAACUAUAUGUGCAUACGAGGUGCAAUCUUCUGCAAUCUAAUGUAUUCAUCGUUAUUUUGAAUGAUACUCUUGAGAAUAUGAGAAGAACUUCAUUUCCGACAAUAUAGGUCAUUAAUCUGCAAAUAUUUAAGAAACACAAACAUGUCUUUUGAUGAAAGGAUAAUUUAUAUAAGUUGAGAGCUCUAUAAGAAUCUGUAUCUAUUUAUAUAAAUUGAUUUUACUUUACAACUUAGUUUGUCUCUAAAUAUUUAUAUAUUAUAACGACUAGUAUUAUAUCUCAAUUGAAAAAUAAUUAAAAAUAAUUGAGUUCAUCCUUAAAAAAGGGUAUGAAUAAUAGUGGCCUUAAAUAAAAAGGAAAAAAUAGAUUUCAAACUUUGAAAGAUUUCUAUACAGUACAGAAAGUAGGAACAACGUUGUUGAGAUGUUACAAUGUUGAAGUGUAAAUAUCUUUCCAGCGUUGAUUAUAUUGUUCUUGAUUCUACUGUAUUCAUUUUUCUAUAUUAAUUUUUUAUGUUGCUACAACGGCUGUGUUCCAAAAUUCAUCGCCAACGCUGGAAAUUUAUAAUUCAUAUUAUAUAUAUAUUAUAAAUUGUAACGGGAUAUCUUCCUAACGCCGCUCGGAAUUGGCACGUCGGAGCCAGGGUCCGGGAAAAAGAGAGCAAAUAAGUGAGUGAGUGAGUGAGUGAGUGAGUG
Dinoponera quadriceps is the source of this 1476-nucleotide messenger RNA. RefSeq lists its product as uncharacterized. The record is from RefSeq and is a predicted model, not a curated record. Gene Ontology annotation, cellular component: sarcolemma; sarcoglycan complex. The coding region runs from base 127 to 843 and encodes 238 amino acids. The transcript has 2 exons. Lineage: Eukaryota; Metazoa; Arthropoda; Insecta; Hymenoptera; Formicidae. Gene Ontology annotation, biological process: muscle organ development.